AUGCAGCACCCCGAAUACCUCGGCGGUAAUCGUAUUCGUCUUAAUGUUCAUGAAGUAACGAAUACUUCCCAGUCUGAGCAGGAUUUUCUCGGUGAUAUUGGCGCUAAGUCUGCGACUACUGAUUCUCAUGCUGAUUUUGUUCGUUCCUUUACUGAACACGUUGAUAAAUUUAGUUUCUAUAAUCCGCUUUUCUCCGAGAUUGGCGAACAGCCCGUUUAUGAUUCUGAGAUCUAUGCUACUACUUCCAGCAUUGAGGAUCAUUCUGUUUUUGGAUAUCAGGAAGGUUGGGCUUCUUACCGUUAUGCACCGAAUGUUGUUUCUGGUUUAAUGCGUCCGACUUCUGAGGGUGCUUUCUCUACUUGGACAUUUGCCGAUGCUUAUAGUACUAAGCCCACGCUUUCCGCUGGUUGGGCUCGAGAGGAUCCUAAUAUUCCCAAUCGUGUGCUUGCUGUCACUUCUGAUCUUUCUGAUCAGAUUUUUGCUGAUUUCUAUUUCGAAGCAAAAUGGUCUAGAGUCAUGCCGAUGUUCUCUGUUCCUGGUGCUAUUGGUGCAUUUUAA
Messenger RNA from Cylicocyclus nassatus, 558 nucleotides. The record is from the annotation of a GenBank genome assembly. Lineage: Eukaryota; Metazoa; Nematoda; Chromadorea; Rhabditida; Strongylidae.